Messenger RNA from Melozone crissalis (California towhee), 1767 nucleotides. It is a transcript of the gene GATA2, whose product is annotated as GATA binding protein 2. Lineage: Eukaryota; Metazoa; Chordata; Aves; Passeriformes; Passerellidae. Gene Ontology annotation, biological process: cell fate commitment; positive regulation of transcription by RNA polymerase II; negative regulation of transcription by RNA polymerase II. Bases 1 to 1401 code for a protein of 466 amino acids. Gene Ontology annotation, molecular function: DNA-binding transcription factor activity, RNA polymerase II-specific; zinc ion binding; RNA polymerase II cis-regulatory region sequence-specific DNA binding. The record is from RefSeq and is a predicted model, not a curated record. The transcript has 5 exons. Gene Ontology annotation, cellular component: nucleus.
AUGGAGGUGGCCACGGAUCAGCCUCGCUGGAUGGCCCACCACGCCGUGCUCAACGGGCAGCACCCCGACAGCCACCACCCCGGGCUGCCUCACAACUACAUGGAACCGGCGCAGCUCCUACCUCCGGAUGAAGUCGACGUCUUCUUCAACCACCUGGACUCCCAGGGCAACCCUUACUACGCCAAUUCCGCCCAUGCCCGGGCCAGGGUCUCGUACAGCCAGGCACACGCCCGCCUGACCGGGAGUCAAAUGUGCCGGCCUCAUCUUAUCCACAGCCCCGGGAUCCCUUGGCUGGACAGCAGCAAGGCGGCACUGUCUGCCCAUCACCACAACCCCUGGACCGUCAGCCCCUUCACCAAGACACCCCUUCACCCCUCGGCGGCCGGAGCGCCUGGGGCCAUCUCGGUGUACCCGGGCAGCAGCACCUCCAGCACCGCCUCCGUGUCUUCGCUCACCCCGGCCUCGCACUCCGGCUCCCACCUCUUCGGCUUCCCCCCGACCCCUCCCAAGGAAGUGUCCCCAGACCCCAACUCCACCAGCGCCGCCUCCCCUUCUUCCUCCGCCGGGGCUCGGCAGGAGGACAAAGACAGCAUCAAGUACCAAGUGUCGCUGUCGGAGGGGAUGAAGAUGGAGAGCGCCAGCCCGCUCAGAAGCAGCCUCACCAGCAUGGGAGCCCAGCCCUCCACCCACCACCCCAUCCCCACCUACCCCUCCUACGUGCCGGCAGCCCACGACUACAGCAGCAGCCUCUUCCACCCGGGCAGCUUUCUGGGGGGCCCCGCGUCCAGCUUCACCCCCAAGCCGCGGAGCAAGGCCCGCUCCUGCUCGGAAGGCAGAGAGUGUGUGAACUGUGGAGCCACUGCCACCCCUCUCUGGAGAAGAGACGGCACCGGGCAUUACCUGUGUAACGCCUGCGGGCUCUACCACAAAAUGAACGGGCAAAACCGACCUCUCAUUAAACCCAAGCGAAGGCUGUCAGCGGCCAGGAGAGCAGGGACUUGUUGUGCCAACUGUCAGACAACCACCACGACCUUAUGGCGACGUAAUGCAAACGGGGACCCAGUUUGUAAUGCCUGUGGACUCUACUAUAAAUUGCACAAUGUGAACAGGCCCCUGACCAUGAAAAAGGAAGGAAUUCAGACCAGGAAUAGGAAAAUGUCCAACAAAUCAAAGAAAAGCAAGAAAGGCUCUGAGUGUUUUGAGGAACUGUCCAAGUGCAUGCAGGAGAAGUCGUCUCCCUUCAGCGCUGCUGCCCUUGCCAGUCACAUGGCGCCCAUGGGGCAUUUGCCCCCUUUCAGCCACUCUGGACACAUCCUACCAACACCUACCCCCAUCCACCCAUCUUCCAGCAUCUCAUUUGGACACCCACACCCAUCCAGCAUGGUUACAGCCAUGGGAUAAAACCUGAUGACCAAGAGACCCAUCCAGAUAUUAGGAACAUGGGACUUUGCCUAAGAUGACAGCAAGUAAGACAAUGUUCUGCCAAGAGGAGAAUGUAGGGAUGGCAAAAGGAGACCUUUGCUCCCAUGUGGUUAACUUUUAAUGCUGGACUAAAACCUUGCAAAUGAUGGGUCUUCUGCAGAAAUGUGUAGUGGUGCCUGUAAUGCACUUUGCCCCCUCAGGUAUAAGAAAAAAGAACUCACCUGUUCGAUACUUAAUGGUCCAGCAGGAAGCAAAAGAUGGCAGAAGCUGAAAGAGAAGGCUUGGAACUGGUUUUCCUUUCUCUCUUUGUUAUUACUGUGAAUAUUGUAAAGAGAUAUAAGCAGC